Messenger RNA from Triplophysa rosa, 2721 nucleotides. RefSeq names its product SWI/SNF related, matrix associated, actin dependent regulator of chromatin, subfamily d, member 3a (gene smarcd3a). Gene Ontology annotation, cellular component: nucleus; SWI/SNF complex. The record is from RefSeq and is a predicted model, not a curated record. Gene Ontology annotation, biological process: regulation of transcription by RNA polymerase II. The transcript has 15 exons. Bases 345 to 1775 code for a protein of 476 amino acids. Lineage: Eukaryota; Metazoa; Chordata; Actinopteri; Cypriniformes; Nemacheilidae.
UACAACAGAAAGAGAGAGAGAGAGAGAGAGUGGAGAAAGGGAACACCAGAGUGCCGAGAAGGAGGGAGGGAGCACUCUCUUUUGGAGAGGAGAGGGAAAGUAGCAUAGAGAGAGGUAUUGGAAGCAGGAAUGAAGAAAUAAGAGAGAGAUUUGGAAAAGGGUGCUUCAUAAAUGGACAUGGAAGACUCUGCCGGAGGAGCUCGCAAAGCCACCAAGAGUAAACUGUUUGAGUUUCUCGUCCAUGGAGUGGCAAAGGAGGGUGUGUUGCAGAAGUGUGUGAGGAGCACCCUGGGGGCGCAUCGCACAUUAAAAUGUAGCUGUUAUUUUAUUCACGGCGUCCAGGGAUGACCUCAGGGGCACGAAUGCCCCAUCAAGGAGCUCCCAUGGGGCCUCCUGGACCUCCGUAUGGAGGAACACCACCGAUUCGGCCAGGGAUGCCUAACCCGGUUUUGGACCCCAACCGAAAACGGCCUGCCCCGACCCAGCCUGUGCAACCUCCUCCCGUCCAGAACCGUCCCAGAAAGAAACCACUUGGAUUUCCAGCAACAAAUGAGAUAUCUGCCAGACAGAUGGACAUGAGAGAAGCCCAGUCAGAUCAUCAAGUUGCAUCCAAUGCCAAGAGAAGAAAAAUGGCAGACAAGAUUCUCCCUCAAAGGAUCCGUGAAUUGGUGCCAGAGUCGCAGGCGUACAUGGACCUCCUGGCAUUUGAACGCAAGCUUGAUCAAACCAUCAUGAGGAAGAGAGUGGAUAUACAGGAAGCCCUCAAAAGACCAAUGAAGCAAAAGCGCAAGCUACGGUUGUACAUUUCAAACACAUUCAAUCCUGCCAAACCUGAAGCAGAGGACUCAGAGGGCAGCAUUGCAUCCUGGGAGUUGCGUGUAGAGGGCAAAUUGUUGGAUGAUCCUGGGAAACAAAAGAGGAAGUUUUCUUCAUUCUUCAAGAGCCUGGUUAUUGAGCUGGACAAGGAUCUGUACGGCCCUGACAACCACUUAGUGGAGUGGCACCGCACCCCGACAACCCAGGAGACAGAUGGCUUUCAGGUGAAGAGGCCUGGUGAUGUGAAUGUGCGCUGUACUCUGCUGCUCAUGCUGGAUUAUCAGCCUCCUCAGUUUAAAUUGGACCCACGCCUUGCUCGUCUCCUGGGAAUCCACACUCAGACCCGCUCGUGCAUCAUCCAAGCAUUAUGGCAGUACGUCAAGACCAACAAGCUGCAGGACUCUCAUGAGAAGGAGUACAUCAACUGUGAUAAAUACUUCCAGCAGAUCUUUGACUGUCCUCGACUGAAGUUCUCUGAGAUUCCCCAGCGACUGACCAACCUGCUUCUGCCACCUGAUCCUAUUGUGAUCAAUCAUAUUAUCAGUGUCGAUACAAACGACCAGAAGAAGACAGCCUGCUAUGACAUCGAUGUUGAAGUCGAUGAUCCUCUCAAGAGUCAAAUGAGUGGAUUCCUGCUGUCCACAGCCAAUCAGCAAGAGAUUGCAUCUCUUGACAACAAGAUCCAUGAAACCAUUGAGUCCAUCAACCAGCUAAAGAUUCAAAGAGACUUCAUGCUCAGCUUCUCCAGGGAUCCUAAGGGCUACAUCCAAGACUGGAUCUGUUCCCAAAACCGAGACCUUAAGGUGAUGACGGAUACAGCUGGGAAUCCAGAGGAAGAGAGGAGAGCAGAGUUUUAUAACCAGUCCUGGUCUCAGGAAGCUGUCAGUCGCUACUUUUAUUGCAAGAUUCAACAACGAAGACAAGAGCUUGAACAAACUUUGGCGAUGCGAACCACUUAGACACUUCACAGUUUCUAGAAUGGAUUGACAAUUGAUUUCUAUCUCACGUGGUUUGGGCAAUAUUAGUCUAAUGCUGCUGGACUAUUCUACUCGGACGUGAAAAUAUUAGAGAAGCCCUCCUUUUUACUGUGCUAUGGACUGAUUUUAACCAGAAGGUUGUGAGACAAUGAAAAUUCUUUUUUAAAUGUAUGUGUAAUGUACAUUUGAAUGUAUAUAUUGUCACAAUACAAUGAACUUAAGAAUGUGGCUUGAAAAGAAUCUUAUGGAAGUUUUGUCUUAAAAUGUGCAGCAGGUGAUGUAAUUGUUUUAAGAUCUGAUUUGAUGCACACAAAGUGCAAACAUGCUACUGAUUCCCACUUGCUGAUUAUUAAACUCUAGGAAAGGUCAAAAUAGAAAAAAUGAAACUUUUUGAUGACUGGGACUUUAACGAAAAUGACAUGCUAAAUGUUAAUAUGUAUUUGUGGAUAACAUGUUGUUUUUCUACAAUUGAAUAUUACGUGACGUUUUGCUUAAAGCUUUCUUUCGUGUGUUUUGCUUGUGAACUUGCACUGUGAAAAAAAGAUCGCCCAGAAAUCCACUGGAGUCAAAUGUGUCAGAAUACCGUUAUUUGCAAUAUAAAUUACAUCUAUUGUCAUGAUUUUUAUACACUCUGAACGCUAUAAAUGAUCUUUGAAUAUGUCGUUUUUAGACAUUCUUCUGCUAAGUAAAACAAAAUGUGAUCUAAAUAUACUGUGUGCUGACAAAAAUCUGUGUGUUACAGACAAUAAUGCAUGUUGCAAGAUAAUUAUUCUGUUUCUAACUUGUGUUUUUAUAAAGUUUUCAGUUUUUCAGCAUGAUUCAGAAAAUGUUUUAAACUUUGUUGCCUUAACAAAGAAAUCACUGAGGAUGCAGAGGAAGAAUUAACCAAAGGUGAAAUACAGUUGCUUUUUUGAAUGCAAAUAAAUUA